Xylaria bambusicola is the source of this 2969-nucleotide messenger RNA. RefSeq names its product duf255 domain-containing protein. NCBI's taxonomy places the organism in Eukaryota, Fungi, Ascomycota, Sordariomycetes, Xylariales, Xylariaceae. Gene Ontology annotation, biological process: carbohydrate metabolic process. The record is from RefSeq and is a predicted model, not a curated record. Bases 139 to 2619 code for a protein of 826 amino acids. The transcript is spliced from 2 exons.
AAGACCACUAUAAGACGGCUACAAGACGUCUUCUCCCGGCUUUCCUUGUCCGCGCGUAUUUCCCAUUCAUAUCAUAUUGUUUUUCAUCCUUGUCAUGAGCGAAACCGUCCAUAGUGAGACAAGGACAACACCACCGAGAUGAUGUCUGCACAGCUACAGCACCCAUCUAAUCCGACACCACCCACCGCCGACCCUCAGGCUUCGGCUGUUCCCGAGUCGCAUGGCUCGUCAAGAGGCACAACUAUUGCGCCCCUAGUCAACCGCGCCGCACAAAGUAUAAGCCCUUACGUACGGGCCCGAGCAAGCAGUCCAGUAGCCUGGCAGCUUCUGGAUGAUGAAGCCGUGAACCGUGCCAAGUCAGAGAACAAGCUCAUCUUUCUCAGCAUAGGUUUCCUUGCAUCUCAUCACUGUCAUCUAGCUCAUCUCGAAUCCUUUUCCGACUCUACUCUUGCUGCACUUCUCAAUGAGGAGUUCAUACCAGUCCUCAUCGACCGCGAAGAGCACCCCAACUAUGACUACAUAUAUAUGAACUACAAUGAGUCACUCAAUAGUGUUGGAGGUUGGCCUUUGAAUGUAUUCCUUACCCCAGACCUUGAGCCAGUCUUCAGUGGCACGUACUGGGCGCCACCCGGUGCCACAGGCAAUAGUGCGUCCAGCUCGGACGAGACCGAGGGGGCAAGUAGGCCGUUGGAUUGGCUUACCGUCGUUAGAAAAGUGCAUUCAUCUUGGAAGGAUGAGGAGCAGCGCGUUCGUGAAGAGGCUAAGCGGAACUGUGUCGACCUAGCACAGGUUUUGAGUGAAGGAAUGUUUGACCAUCUAUCAGAUAUCGGGUCGGCACAGAGGGACACUUCUGUUGCUGAUUACACCCAGGAUUUAGAAGGCGAGCUUGAUUUAGAACAAAUCGAGGAGGCUUUCGCCCGGAUCACUCGAACUUUCGAUUACCCGUUUGGCGGGUUCGGCCAGCAGGACAAAUUUCUUACGCCGUCAAAACUAUCGCUUAUGCUUAGAGCCACCCAUUUUCCAGCCGAGGUGCAAGAUGUGGCUGGUCCAAAAGACUGCACUUUUAUUAGUGACUCGGCUCUUCAUACAUUGCGCCGCAUCGUCCAUGGUGCUGUACAUGACCAUGUUGGUGGGGGCUUUCACCGUCACUCAGUCACGAGAGAUUGGUCCUUACCGACCUUUGAGAAAAUGCUCAUCGACAAUGCCCUUCUCUUGGGUGUGUUCUUGGACGCAUGGCUUCUGUCUCUGUCGGGUGGAGAUCCCGACGAAGAACUCGCCCAAACAGCGAAAGAAUUGGCCGAUUACAUCACAGGCAAAACCAUGAUGGCACCUGGAGGCGGCUUUUUUACAAGUGAAUCGGCUGGCUCUUCUAAUAAGAGAGGAGAUGCGGCUAUGCGUAACGGUGCCUUCUACCUGUGGACAAGAAAGGAAUUUGAUACAGCCGUAGGCGACGACAUCGAGGCUGAGAUUGCUGCGGCAUACUGGGACGUUCAAUCCGACGGAAACGUCGAUCCAGUGCACGACCCUCUAGAUGAAUUUCUUAAUCAAAACGUUUUGCGGAUUGCUAAGACACAUGCAAGGCUCAGCAAGCAGAUAGGUGUGUCAGUCGAUGAAGUGAAGCGGCGCAUCGCAUCUGCUCGAGAGAAACUAAGAGCACACCGCGAAAAAGAGCGUGCCCGCCCAGUCGUCGAUACAAAAAUUGUAACAUCUUACAACGGCAUGGCUAUUGUCGCUUUAGCCCGAGCUAGUACUGUUUUACGCGACCAUGAUCCUGAGAGUGCCACUAAAUAUCUGACAGCUGCGGAAAACGCAGCCCGCUUUAUCAAAACAAAUAUGUGGAAUAGUAGUCAAAGGACACUCCGUCGGGUAUACUGCGAUGGCCAUUUAGGCACCCGUGGUUUUGCGGAAGAUUAUGCUUACCUGAUUGAAGGACUCCUUGAGCUGUACGAGGUCACAGCAAAUGAGUCCUGGCUCGAAUGGGCUGAUGAACUACAAUCAGCGCAGAUAGCCCAAUUUUACGAUGACGCGCCAUCAACAUCGACAAAUACACAUGUGAGAUGUGGGGGCUUCUACUCAACUGCUCACGGUGCACCCCACACGAUCCUUCGAGUGAAAGAGGGUAUAGACGGUUCGCAACCUUCUGUAAAUUCGGUCUCUGUGUCCAAUCUAUUCAGACUUGGAGCUUUGCUAAACGAUAAAAAGUAUACUUACCUAGCAAAGGCAAGUGUCAAUGCUUUCAGCGUGGAGAUCUUGGAGCACCCGAAUCUGUUCCCGGGCUUGCUUUGUGGUAUCAUACCGUGGCGAUUAGGAGGCCGACACUGGGUCUCUGUGGGCGAAGACAACACAGCCAACUCACUCUUCCAUAAAGCCCCUCGAGCAGCACUAUCAACGCUGCGGUAUCACAACCCGCAAAAUACCGGUUCUUGGCUCGGAUCGCGAGAUCCAAGCCUAAAGUUACAAGAAACAGGAAUCUAUACACAAGAUAGUGAAACCCCGAACGCGUAUCGGAAAAUCAAUGCCAACGAUACACCAUGGACCCAGAAGCCAGCCACAACUGUGAAAAUAGUUGCUACUAGGCCCGGCGAUGCUAUCCCGCCAUCCGCAAGCUCUACUUAUUGAGAUUCUUGAGAUAUAUAAAUUAGGCAGUGGCAUUAGAACGUGUAUUAACAUCCGAUUGGGAGGCAUAUCACAUCUAAUUUCGGGCAUGACUAAUGGAUAGGGAUAGAAAUAAGGGAGAACGGAAUGUGGCAUGUACUCUCGCUUCCGCGCAUUAGAACAAAUGACAUCAAUCAUCUAGCAUGUCGGUUGAAAUACACUAUUAAACUUCUACUUCGAAUAUCUAAACAUGGGAUCAUCACUAAGGGCGGUGACAUCUUGGAUAUUAGUCUUUGCGGCUCUCAUUUGUUUCCUUUGUGAUAUAAGGAACUGAGAGUGUCAAUUCUUUCAAACAUAUUUGGGUUUUUGUUUUU